This is a messenger RNA of Notothenia coriiceps (black rockcod), 797 nucleotides long. Its product is annotated as putative regulator of nonsense transcripts 1. The transcript has 4 exons. Gene Ontology annotation, biological process: nuclear-transcribed mRNA catabolic process, nonsense-mediated decay. The coding region runs from base 214 to 789 and encodes 191 amino acids. Lineage: Eukaryota; Metazoa; Chordata; Actinopteri; Perciformes; Nototheniidae. Gene Ontology annotation, molecular function: zinc ion binding; RNA helicase activity; RNA binding. The record is from RefSeq and is a predicted model, not a curated record. Gene Ontology annotation, cellular component: cytoplasm.
GCAGGGAAGUCUGUCACCGUCUCACCGUCUCUACUGUUGGACCUGCUGGAGCUUUCGAGGUUCUGAUCGGUUCCAUUUUUGUUUUUGUUCAAACUCACAAUCUGUGCGUCGGCUUCUUAACCAGUUUUCGAUAAAAACAAAUACUGUGAGGAUUGUGUUCAUCUUGAGACGAACACCGGAAAGUGCUCAGUAAAGCGAAAGUUAAGAAUCGAGAUGAGUGUGGAGGCGUACGGGCCGAGCUCCCAGACCCUCACCUUCCUAGACACCGAGGAAACAGAGCUGCUAGGAGCGGACACCCAGGGCUCCGAAUACGACUUUACCGACUUUACCCUUCCCAGCCAGACGCAAACUCAAGGCCAGACCCAGAGCCAGCUGGACAACCAGGUUAAUGGUCCUGAUGAGGGUCUUCACAACGGUGGAGUGGAUGACUCCGUGGCCAAAGCAAGCCAGCUGUUGGCCGAGCUCAACUUUGAGGAAGAUGAAGAAGACUCUUACUACACCAAAGACCUGCCUCUGCACGCAUGCAGCUACUGUGGUAUUCAUGAUCCAGCGUGCGUGGUGUACUGCAAUACCAGCAAGAAGUGGUUCUGUAAUGGACGUGGUAACACAUCUGGCAGUCACAUUGUGAACCACUUGGUGAGAGCCAAAUGCAAGGAGGUGACGCUGCAUAAAGAUGGGCCGCUGGGCGAGACUGUGCUGGAGUGUUACAACUGCGGCUGUCGCAAUGUCUUCCUCCUGGGCUUUAUCCCGGCCAAGGCUGACUCUGUGGUGGUUCUUUUGUGCAGGUAAGUGCGGCU